Molecule: messenger RNA, 390 nt
Organism: Rotaria sp. Silwood1
Lineage: Eukaryota; Metazoa; Rotifera; Eurotatoria; Philodinida; Philodinidae
Source: the annotation of a GenBank genome assembly
AUGUACGAAUUAACAGAAGAUGACUUCAGUUUUGUUGUUGAAACAGAUUCACAUGAUGUAAUUCAUCGAAAUGGAACAAUUGAUCUCGAUUCGAUCCUUCCAAAAAUUGUUGGUCACGCUCGAAUUGAAAAUUUUUUUGGUAUUCCAACACAUUUCUCGAAAAAGAAAAUGGAUUUGUAUAAAAUAACACGUCUACCAUUAUUUGUCGAUGAGAAAAAAGCUGUGUAUGCAGCGAAUCUUCCUCGUUAUUUAUCGUUAGGGGAAGAUGGAAGUUCAUCCGAGUGGUUUGAUCAUACCAAUCGAAGGUGCACAGUUGAUGAACAAUCGAGAUAUAUGUUUUGUUCUAUUCCGGAACCUGUAUUUAGUUCCAUUCAACAUCCUUGUCUAUGA